AAAAAUAUAUAUAUAAAUGUUAUACUAUGGAAAUAACUAAUUUUUGCGCGAAUUCUCUUUUAUGAGAAAAAUAACGAAUUUUUCGAGAAGAUUCAGGCACAUGAAGAAAAGUGGGAAACUAGUUUACCAAUAAGGUAAGUAGAAAAUCACGCUCACUAUUCCCAAUAUUUUCAGCGUAAGAUGGGAUUAUUGGGUAUAAAUUUCGUGUUCCAUGAGAAUUCUCUUUCAUGAGAAAAAUAACGAAUUUUUCGAAAAGAUUCAGGCACACGAAGAAAAGUGGGAAACUAGUUUACCAAUAGGGUAAGUAGAAAAUCACGCCCACUAUUCGCAAUAUUUUCUGCCUAAAAUGGGCUUACAGAGUAUAAAUUUCGUGUUCUGACAAGUACAAGUGUUAGUUCUUGUACUUUCGAGUUAGCUGGCUUAUUCUUUAAGUCGCUUGUACGAGUUUGUUGUGUGUGUGUGUGCGAGAAAAAAUAGUUUAUUAUAAUACGAUUUAUAAUAAUACGAACAAGUCGAAAAUGGAACCGCGCGCGAUAAUAGCGAGAUUUUUUAUAAUCGUAUGCAAUCAGACAAAAGAUAUUAAAAAGCGCGAUUAUUAUAAGAAUUUGUCUCGCGACGACGAUGAGAUUAAUUACUCAUUAUUCGAGCGUUUCGCGGAAAAGGAAUGUUCCAGCAUGAUGCUGUGCUUGUUGCACAAAAUGGGAUAUUUCGAGGGAAACGCUCGACUAGUCGGUAUUAUAUCUCGUAUCGUCAAAGCGCGUUACGCGGAUGAACACUAUUACGACGCGAGUGGGUGCAUCGCACAAUUUCUACGAUGUCGAGACGGGGUGGCGGAAAAUCAGAAUAGAGGAGUGUCAGGUAAGAAAAAAUAUAAAAUAUCUAAUAAAGAAAAAGUUAGUAUUUUAUAUUUUAAUUACGAGUAUUUUUGUAGGUGAGAGACCGGUAGCACUAGUGCACCCUUUUCGUACGCAGUACGGUCGCCUAAGCUUAAGGCGGCGGCGCGAGGCGGAGGUGGCUGAGGAGGCUGUACCUGCCCGGAGACGUCGAAUCGGAGAAGCUCCUGUUGCUAUUGUAGCACCAGCAGUAGCAGCAGCAGCACUACCACCACCACCACCACCAUCACCACCACCUCGCGUCAUUCCUGUUGUGGAUUUAGUGUCUGGUAAUUAUUAAUUUUUAAAUACAAGAUAUUACUCGAAAGUUAAUUAUUAUUACCACUGCUGUUUAAUAAUAAAUAAAUUAUGAUUUUAGAUGACGACACGCAGAACGGAUCCGAUAUUGCGCCGAGCUCGUUCAAUUCAGCGGCGUUAUUUACACCGGGUAAGUAUUUUUUUUAAAAGUUUUCUACUUAAUUCAGAUUAAUUCGUAAAAAAAAUAAUAAUAAUAAUAAAAUAAUGUUAUUUUUCAGUUCGUCAAGAAGAAAGAAAAAACGGUUGGAUGGAAGAGGAUACAAUGGACAGAGUGUUAGCAGAGUGGGAGGAAGGGGUGUUGGAAAGAAAUUUUGAAGAGAGAGAUAAUGAACGGGA
Monomorium pharaonis (pharaoh ant) is the source of this 1526-nucleotide messenger RNA. RefSeq lists its product as uncharacterized. The coding region runs from base 769 to 1173 and encodes 134 amino acids. The transcript has 2 exons. The record is from RefSeq and is a predicted model, not a curated record. NCBI's taxonomy places the organism in Eukaryota, Metazoa, Arthropoda, Insecta, Hymenoptera, Formicidae.